UUUGGAGAAUCCCAACACGCAUAACCUUCUCCCGUGCCGGCAUCAUGACCUUGUCCGAAAUGUGCGAGUUAGCCCGCCUCUGACUAAUGAAUGCGGAUCAGCUUUUCAAGUUAGUCAAUAGUGUCUUUUCUGCAGUGAUUCGCCUUUGCGAAGUACGUGUUAGUUCAUUUAUAAUUCUUGAAAACGGAGAAUAUCGUGUAAUUUUCGAUGGAGUCUUUAAAUAUACAGCAUCUGCGCCGCACGCUCGCUACAGUCGAAGUGACGAACUUCGCGAAUGCCACCUAGAGCUGCCAGUAUUUAUUUCAGCUGAUUAUCCUACGGGGCUUGGAAUAUUAAUAUUACUCGAUAUCCCUUUUCUUCAUCAUAAUCAAUAGACACUAUUCUUAAAAUCAACGUUACCACUACUAUUGAAAAAUCCAUCGGUAUACCAUUAACAUAUUCUAUAUCCAUAUUAAACUACGCCGGAGUCAGCAAUUCUACUUCAGUCAAUUACCUGAUACUUAUCUCAUUUCGUCACCAUGGUUACCCAGAGCGUCAAUGUAAACCCGAACAUAACCAUCUUCCGUGGAUUUAGAGACACCAGAAAUCAUGUAUGGUCCCCGUACGUAAACAAAUUAGAAGCGCGAUUGCGCUUUGCGAGCGUGCGGUAUGAGAUAGGAGUAGGUUCACUUAAAACGGCGCCUAGGGGCAAGGUACCAUACAUAGAAUGCCGCGAUCUAUCUACUACCUCUUCGUCCGGAAAGGGGGAAGGCUCCCAGCCAAAAGUACAACUGGGCGACUCUACCCUUAUCAUCAAGACCCUGACUGAGUGGGGUGUCCUUCCAGAUCUAGACAGAGCGCUGGAUCCGUCGAAGAGGUUACAAGACAUGGCGCUGGUAGCUCUACUGGAGAAUAAGUUAUCCUUCUACCAAACUUGGGAGCGUUGGAUCCAGAAUUACUACACCAUGAGAGACCAUGUUCUAUGGCCGAUCCCAUACCCGAUCCGCAUCGUCGUGGGUUUAUUAGCUUACCGCGCCAACGCCACGAUGUUGAAUGGUCAAGGUACUGGUCGGUUUACCAAGGAGGAAAUCGAGCAGUCCAUGUAUGAGAUCUGGGAAGCAAUUAGUGCGCAACUUGUGACGUCGCGAUCCAGUAGUAAAGGCGGCAACGAAGAGCCGUUUUGGGUACUGGGCGGAGAAGAACCGACAGAGGCGGAUGCGUGUCUGUUUGGCUUUAUUGUAUCUGCUUGGAUAUGUACUGCCGGACCCAAAUCUCAUGACACGAUCAAAAGCUUCCCCGUCCUCCUUGACUACGCGGGACGCAUUCACGACCGGUAUUUCCCAGAUUAUGAGAAAUGGACUGUAUAAUGAAGCUAGGUGUGUAGAUUGGUAUGAUGCAAGGUUCAAACAUAGGAGGUAGUGACGGGAGGAAGCUGUUCAAAGAUAAAAUUGAAAUGUCAUAGAAUUUAUUUUAUUGCAAUAAACUUGGAAACUCAAAAGA
Molecule: messenger RNA, 1479 nt
Organism: Daldinia loculata
Lineage: Eukaryota; Fungi; Ascomycota; Sordariomycetes; Xylariales; Hypoxylaceae
Product: putative glutathione S-transferase
Exons: 4
Coding region: 519-1346 (275 amino acids)
Source: RefSeq, a predicted model, not a curated record